UUUUAAACACGUGGAUAAUUUUUAUAUACAAUCACACACUUGUACAAAGCAAGUGAACAAUGAAAUAUAUAUGUCCUCUGGGACAUUGAGAGAGGGUUUACGAUCAAUAUCACUACCUCCCACAAGUUUUCACUAAAUGCACCCACAUCAUGUUUGUAUGUUAAAACUAUUCGCAGUUUCAUCCCUCCAUUGGUGCAAUUUUUGUCUAGUAUAUAUGUUAUCUAAAUUAUAUUUCAUCAUAAAAUCUGCAAAUUAAUUUAAUUUUUUUUUUUUAUUUUAGAUUUAUUUAAAUAUCAAUAAUAUAUUUUUUUUAUUUUUGUUUUACAUAUAAAUUGAAUGAUACUUUAUCGAAGAUACCGAGGAAAUAGAAAUUCUCAUAGCAAAUAUGAAUAUAAAGGAUUUUAAUUGAAAAGAAAAAACAAUGGGCUUAAUUUACAGAUGCAGCAGACGAGAAUGCUCAGCCUUUCAACAAGAACGAUGCUGAGGCUAAAAAAUUUUAGAGUUAAAAUCAAGUCACAUCUUUAUCAAGUCCAUUUAGCAUGAUAAUCUGACUAUUUUUUUUUUUCAAUCAAUAUUAAUCAAAUUUCAAAAAAAUAUAUAUUUUUAAUCUGAAUAAUUAUUAUAAAAGAUUUAAAAACCAGUGAGACAUGAAUAUAAAUUCUGGUGCUAUGAAUAAUACCAACUACCUCCCCUACAUGUACAAAAUAAAAAUCAUUGAAUAUAGAUUUGAUUUUACCAUCAUCAAGAUAUAAGAUUAAUGAAAUUUUUAAUUGAUUUAAAAAUAAUUAAGUGACUGUAUAUUUGAAUGGAAAAAAAAACAUAAUUAUAAAUUCUUCAAAGUGUGAAGCUGUAUAUAACUAUUAUACCCAAGUGAAUUAUCAAAUUAAAAAUUUAAAUUAGAUAAAAAAAAAAGUAGAUUGAGAGAGAUCAGAAGAGACUUAGAAUUAGAAUCAAGAAAUUUAUUAAGUUAAAAUAUAGAAUUGAAUAGAAAAUCAAAAAUGUCUUUGGCAUAUGAUGAAAGUUUACUAUGGCUGGUAGUACUAGGAUUUAUGGUUGCAUUUGUGCUUGCAUUUGGAAUUGGUGCAAAUGAUGUUGCCAAUAGUUUUGGUACAAGUGUUGGUGCUGGAGUAUUGACUGUAUUUCAGGCUUGUAUAUUAGCAACAAUAUUCGAAAUUGCUGGUGCUGUUUUAAUUGGUUACAAGGUAUCAGAUACAAUGAGAAAAGGAAUUCUUGAUGUUAGUUUAUACAUUGGACAUGAAAAAGAGCUUAUGGUUGGAUCACUUUGUAGUCUAGCUGGUUCAGGUAUAUGGUUACUUCUUGCAACAGCAUUAAAAAUGCCAAUAUCUGGUACUCAUUCAAUUGUUGGUGCAACUGUUGGUUUUUCACUCAUUUGUCGUGGAACAGCUGGGGUAAAAUGGAUAGCAUUAGCAAAUAUUGCAGCAUCAUGGUUUGCAAGUCCACUUUUAUCAGGACUUGUAUCAGUAUUAAUAUACUGGUUAAUUAAAAAUAUAGUAUUAAAAUCAAAUAAACCAAUUGAACAAGGUUUACGAGUCCUUCCAAUUGUCUAUGGUCUUACUGUAGCAAUCAAUAUAUUGUCUGUCGUUCUUGAUGGACCAAAACUUUUAAUGCUUGAAAAUAUACCAUGGUGGGGUAGUUUAAUAUUAGCAACAAUAAUUGGUAUAAUAUCAUCAAUAAUUGUUUAUAUAUUUGUUGUACCAAAACAACGUAAAACAAUAUUAAAUAUUAAAAAUAAUAACAUAAAUGAAAAUUCAACAAAUUUAUGUGUUUGUGAUAAUAAAAAUGAAACAACUGUAUUAUCUGUUAUUGGUGAAAAUUCUGUGCCUUUAACAGUAUCAUCAAAUAAAAAUAAUAAUAAUCAUGAUGAUGAUAAUAAUAUAAAGCCAACAUUGAGAGGUAACACAAGUGCAAGUCCAUUAUUAAUGAUACAAAAUGAUAAUGAUAAUGAACAUGAUAUUGUUAUUGAUGAUAAUAAUGAUACAAAUUUAUCAAUUGAAAAAUUAUUUUCAUUUCUUCAAGUAUUAACUGCUGCAUUUGGUAGUUUUGCACAUGGUGGUAAUGAUGUUAGUAAUGCAAUUGGACCAUUAAUUGGUUUAUGGGCUGUUUAUGCUGAAGGUUCAGCAAAACAAGAAGCUGAAACACCAUUAUUAAUAUUACUUUAUGGUGGUUUUGGUAUUGCUGCUGGUUUAUGGAUAUGGGGUAGAAGAGUUAUACAAACACUUGGAAAAGAUCUUGCAACAAUAACACCAAUAACUGGCUUUACUAUUGAAGUUGGAGCUGCAGUAACUGUUUUACUUGCAAGUAAAAUUGGUUUACCAGUAUCAACAACACAUUGUAAAGUUGGAUCAGUUGUUUGUGUUGGUUGGGCAUCACAGGGUGGUGAUAGUGUAUCAUGGAAAUUAUUUCGUAAUAUUGCUUUUGCUUGGCUAAUAACUGUACCACUUGCUGGGGUAUUAAGUGCUGGUUGUAUGCUUUUUAUGAAACAAUUUGUAGAACUGUGAUUUUAUUUUUUCCAUUGCUUCGAUAUAAUAUAUAUUUUAUUUUAAGACAAAUAGUAUUGUAUUUAAAAGAUAUAUAUAUUAAAUAAAUUUGUCAAUAAGAUAGUUAUUAUGAAAAUAUCGCCAUGACUCAUGCUGAGUUGGUUGUCAAUAAAGUUUAUUGAAAAGUAUAAAUUAAUUGUUGAAUGGAAAUAUUUUUCUUUCGUCUUUUCUUCAUCUUUUGCCAACUUUUUUCAUCCACCAUUUC
This is a messenger RNA of Aphidius gifuensis, 2763 nucleotides long. RefSeq names its product sodium-dependent phosphate transporter 2 (gene NaPi-III). Bases 999 to 2519 code for a protein of 506 amino acids. Gene Ontology annotation, molecular function: phosphate transmembrane transporter activity. The transcript has 6 exons. The record is from RefSeq and is a predicted model, not a curated record. Gene Ontology annotation, biological process: phosphate ion transmembrane transport. NCBI's taxonomy places the organism in Eukaryota, Metazoa, Arthropoda, Insecta, Hymenoptera, Braconidae. Gene Ontology annotation, cellular component: membrane.